Glycine soja is the source of this 1842-nucleotide messenger RNA. Its product is annotated as arogenate dehydratase/prephenate dehydratase 6, chloroplastic-like. The transcript has a single exon. NCBI's taxonomy places the organism in Eukaryota, Viridiplantae, Streptophyta, Magnoliopsida, Fabales, Fabaceae. Gene Ontology annotation, cellular component: chloroplast; cytoplasm. Gene Ontology annotation, biological process: L-phenylalanine biosynthetic process. The record is from RefSeq and is a predicted model, not a curated record. The coding region runs from base 184 to 1458 and encodes 424 amino acids. Gene Ontology annotation, molecular function: arogenate dehydratase activity; prephenate dehydratase activity.
UCUCAACUCCCAUUAAUAUAUAAAUCCCUUAACCACCCCUUUUCUCUCUCAGCUUGAGGUUCCCUUCUCCAAAGAGAAAGAACAGCAAGCAAUCGUUACCCAUUACCUAUUUCACUUUCUUUCCACACCACUCUCAUCCUAUAUCUCUUUCUUCCUUAUUCCUCUGUCAAGCCACUCGAUAAUAUGCAGAGUCUUUCACCACCUACUUCCAACGCGCUCAAUUUGAAGCAUGUUUUUCGCCCGCGACUUGGCGCGUCAAGCCGAAUCUCUGUCAAAUGCGCUUUUGGGUUUGAGCCGGUGAGCUACGGAGUCGGCUCCAGCCGAGCCGAUUGGCAGAGCUCCUGCGCCAUCUUAGCCAGCAAGGUCGUUUCUCAGGAACAACCCUCCGCUGACCAGAACAGCGGCACCACCGACCACAUCGCCGCCGUCAACGGUCACAAAGCCGCCGUCAGCGACUUCCAACUCGUUCCAAUUGGAAACCUAGCAGAGGCCAACAACAAGCCGCUCCCGCCGAAGCCGCUCACGAUCUCCGACCUCUCGCCGGCCCCGAUGCACGGCUCCAAGCUCCGCGUCGCGUACCAAGGCGUUCCCGGCGCGUACUCUGAAGCCGCUGCCGGCAAGGCCUAUCCGAACUGCGAGGCCAUUCCGUGCGACCAGUUCGAGGUGGCGUUCCAGGCGGUGGAGCUCUGGAUCGCCGAUCGGGCGGUUUUACCGGUUGAAAACUCACUCGGCGGUUCGAUCCACCGGAACUACGAUCUCCUCCUCCGCCACCGCCUUCACAUAGUUGGCGAGGUCCAGCUCCCGGUCCAUCACUGCCUCCUCGCUCUCCCCGGCGUCCGAAAGGAGUUCCUCACGCGCGUGAUUUCGCAUCCGCAGGCACUCGCGCAGUGCGAGCACACUCUCACCAAACUCGGCCUGAACGUGGCGCGCGAGGCCGUGGACGACACCGCCGGCGCUGCCGAGUUCGUCGCCAGCAACAAUCUCCGCGACACCGCCGCCAUCGCGAGCGCACGCGCGGCGGAGCUCUACGGCCUGAACGUGAUGGCGGACGGAAUCCAAGACGAUCCGAGCAACGUCACGCGGUUUGUGAUGCUCGCGAGAGAGCCUAUCAUCCCGCGCACGGACCGUCCUUUCAAGACGAGCAUUGUUUUCGCACACGACAAAGGAACUUCGGUGCUUUUCAAAGUGCUUUCCGCGUUCGCGUUUCGCAACAUCAGUUUGACGAAGAUCGAGUCGCGGCCGCACCGGAACCGUCCGAUUAGGCUGGUGGAUGACGCGAACGUUGGAACCGCGAAGCACUUUGAGUACUUGUUCUACGUUGAUUUUGAGGCUUCCAUGGCUGAGGUUAGGGCACAGAACGCGUUGGCAGAGGUGCAGGAAUUCACGUCUUUCUUGCGAGUGUUAGGGAGUUACCCUAUGGACAUGACACCCUGGACACCUUCCUCCCGGGGAGACUAGCAUCGUCUUUUUCCCCUCUUGCCAAAACCAUGUAUUAAAUGUGUCAUAUGAAUUCUGAAUUUUGUGAAUAAAAAAAAAACAAAAACUGAUUAUUUAAUUAUCUCUUUCUUACACUCUUGCACCAUAUAUUUCCAUUGGUGUUGUUCUUGUAUCUCUGUAUUGUUUUUAAAUUUUAGGAUUAUGCAAUGAAUUAUUUAGAAUUAAGAGAUGAAGAGAAUACGUUGAUAUUGUACGCAGAGGCUGAAGAAUUAGAUACGUGGUAGUGUGAUAUAAGCUAGAACGGGUAGUUGGCUUAAUUUAAAUGCCUUUGUAAUAAUUGGCUGUACACUGAAAUGACCACUUUGGUUGGUGAAUACUUAAGUUUUUCUAUAUGAAAAAAGUGUA